This is a messenger RNA of Phycomyces blakesleeanus NRRL 1555(-), 363 nucleotides long. RefSeq lists its product as hypothetical. Gene Ontology annotation, molecular function: guanyl-nucleotide exchange factor activity. Gene Ontology annotation, cellular component: cell tip; Golgi to plasma membrane transport vesicle. Gene Ontology annotation, biological process: exocytosis. The record is from RefSeq and is a predicted model, not a curated record. The transcript has a single exon. The annotation marks the transcript as partial. Lineage: Eukaryota; Fungi; Mucoromycota; Mucoromycetes; Mucorales; Phycomycetaceae.
AUGUACGAAGAAGAACUAGCCGAUCUACAAAACAAACUAGGCAUUGAACAGGCCAAGAUAAGCGAACAGCUAGCGGAAAUUGACGCUCUUGGUCGCACUCUCGAGGAUGUCGAGCAGCGUCUGGAUGCUAAGUCUGAGGAAUUCGCUGCUCUUCAGAGCGACAUGGAACUUUUGAAUGAUAAGUAUGUAGACGAAAUAGAACGAGUAGCAGAGAUCCAGCACUCCAAAGAUAUGGUUGAAAGCGAACUUGAGGAUUUGUCACGCCGGCUGUUUGAGGAGGCGAACGGCAUGGUGGCCAAUGAGAAACGUGAAAAGUAUAAUCUUGAAAUGGCCCAGAAGCACCUUGAAAACCAGCUAAAGGAG